Puccinia graminis f. sp. tritici CRL 75-36-700-3 is the source of this 2610-nucleotide messenger RNA. Its product is annotated as dolichyl-phosphate-mannose-protein mannosyltransferase. Gene Ontology annotation, molecular function: dolichyl-phosphate-mannose-protein mannosyltransferase activity. The record is from RefSeq and is a predicted model, not a curated record. The coding region runs from base 1 to 2610 and encodes 869 amino acids. The transcript has 8 exons. Gene Ontology annotation, cellular component: membrane; endoplasmic reticulum. Gene Ontology annotation, biological process: protein O-linked glycosylation via mannose. Lineage: Eukaryota; Fungi; Basidiomycota; Pucciniomycetes; Pucciniales; Pucciniaceae.
AUGAACAGCACUCCAGCCGAGCCACUUCGAUCACGCAAACUCCUACUAACACAAACCAAUGGCAACACCCACCCACCCCAACAAUGGUCAACAGCAAACCAAGAACAACAGAAACAACUCACCAGCAGAAACAAAUCAAGACUCAGUCGACUGGGCGGGGGACUAGAACUCAUAGGAACCAAACAGCAACGAGAACCUCUCCUGAUCAUCAGCCUCACCAUCCUGGCUGGUCUGAUCAGAACCUGGAAGAUCGCAAGACCAGCGAGCAUCGUUUUCGAUGAAGUCCAUUUCGGUGGUUUCGCCUCCAAAUACAUCCGUUCGGAAUUCUUCAUGGACGUCCAUCCGCCACUCGUCAAGCUACUGUUCGCUCUAGUGGGCUGGUUAUCUGGAUACGAUGGAACAUUCGAAUUUAAAGAGAUCGGAAGUGAUUAUUCAGAUCGAGUACCGUACAUUCAAAUGCGUCUAGUACCCGCACUCUUAGGCGUAGCCAUCGUACCCAUUGCCUAUCUUACUCUGAGGAUGUUCCACCAAAGGCCUUUAUCAGCAACUCUCGGCGCACUUCUUAUCACCUUCGAUAACGCCUUGAUCGUCCAGUCAAGAUUCAUCCUACUCGACUCGCCCCUACUCUUCUUCACCGCUCUUUCGAUCUUCUUCCACACCGGCUUCUGCAACGAGGAUUACAAGCGAGCCUUCACUCGCGCCUGGUGGUCCUGGCUAUCCUUAACUGGCCUAAGUUUGGGCUUGGUGCUCUCCUCAAAAUGGAUCGGCUUGUUCACGAUCGGCGCGAUCGGACUGGUGACCAUCAAGCAACUCUGGGAGCUCCUCGGGAACCUCCGUGUGCCCCUCCCGCUCCUCAUCCGUUCCUUCUUCGCCCGUCUGCUCUGUCUCGCCCUCCUGCCCCUGCUCGUCUACAUGCUCAUCUUCCGGAUCCAUCUCGCCAUCCUCUCCGGCUCGGGCGACGGGGACGCGUUCAUGAGCUCCGAGUUCCAGCAGACCCUACGCGGCCAUCAUAUGCCCGACACCUUCGCCGAGGUCCUGCUCGGCUCGAAUGUGACCAUCAAACAUACCAACACCCUCGGCGGAUAUCUCCACUCCCAUGCCCAGUUCUAUCCCACCGGCUCGCACCAACAACAGAUCACACUCUAUCCACACCAUGACGAUAAUAAUGUUUGGACUGUCCUCGGAAGACUCGCUGAUGAUAUCGAUCUUGUCCAUCGUAAACCUCCCGACUUCUACUAUAAGAAUCGGGUCCCCGUCAAUGGAUCUACCUUCAUUCGUCUCAAUCAUCCUUUGACCGAUAAGCGCUUGCAUACUCAUGAUAUCAGACCUCCUGUCUCAGAGGUAGACUAUCAGAACGAAGUCUCUGGCUACGGAUUCCCUAACUAUCCAGGGGAUGCAAAUGACGAAUGGAUCAUCGAGAUCAUCAGCAAAGAGUCCGACCUGAAGACUGAUCCGAUGUCGGCUAAGCAAGUCCGGGCGCUUCGGACCAAGUUCCGGCUCCGCCAUUCGCUCCAGAACUGUUACCUCUUCUCUCACAAGGUCCGCUUGCCCGAUUGGGGGUUCGGCCAGCAGGAAGUCACCUGUAAUCGCAACCCUACUCUUGCUAGCUCUUUGUGGUACAUCGAGUCCAAUUAUCAUCCUUUAUUGGAACAGGAUCCUAAAGCUCGCAAAGUUAACUAUCAUCGGCCGAGUUUCUGGAGCAAGUUCUGGGAACUUCAGACGGUUAUGUGGCAGACUAAUAAGGCCCUAGUCCAGCAUCAUGCGUACAGUUCUAGUCCUAUCUCGUGGCCGAUCCUGAAACGAGGGAUGAACUUUUGGGCUAAAGAUCAUAGACAGAUCUAUCUCCUGGGAAAUCCUUUUAUUUGGUGGCUCUCCACGGCCGCUAUCCUCUUCUAUUUGAUCACUAAAUCGUUGCUGAUCUUGAGGAUCAAGAGAGGUUAUCAUGGGGAAGCAAGAAAUUUAAAUGUGAUGAAAUACGAUGGUAUCUCGGCGUACUUAGUUGUCGGCUGGGCGACGCAUUACUUACCAUUCUACCUGAUGACCCGUCAAGUCUUUCUGCACCACUACUUCCCAUCGUUGUAUUACUCGAUCUUCCAGGUCUGUACGGUGUUCGACUUUGCGACGAGUCGGGUGAGCCCUAAGGCCCGGCUCAAGACCUUCGCUCUCAUCCUCAUCAUGGCCGUCUGGUCCUGGUCGAUCUUCAAGCCGGUCACCUAUGCGUCUCGGUGGACGCGCUCCGCUUGUGAACGCGCUAGAUGGAAACGCUCGUGGGAUUUCGGGUGUCAUGAUUUCCCUGAGCUUGUGGAUGAAUAUGAUGAAGAUGGAGAAGAGCCAAUGACAGAGGACGGGUGGAUGCGGAACGCGAGUGAACACAAAGCCGGCCUCGUCCAAGCGGUCCACAACCGAUUCAAGCUUCUGGAGCCGAUCAUGAAUGUGUUCCAGCAAGCCAGCUCGGACGAGAUGCCGGAACCUUCGCCCAAAGCGCCGCUCCCUGCCGAACAUGUCACUAGUUUCUCUAACGCUCCGUUCCAGGCUUCUCUCGCUAACGGCCAGCGUAAAUCUCCCCCUGGGCCUCGUCUUCGCAGGUCUCAUCUUAAGGAAAUCGAUUGA